AUGGGUAAUAAUCAAGCAACGAUUCAUAAACGCGACAGAAUGUCAGCUGAUAACCGAGGCACCAACCGACAUAAUGGUUGGGUCGGCGCAUCAGAUAAUAGCCGUAAUUCUGGAAUAAAUAUUGAUGAUGAUUGUCCCGUUCAGGUAAAACUUAGUAAGAAUGAUAUGCAUGAGACAGGUGAUAUGAACUCAUAUACUCCAUCAUCAAUACAAUUUGCAGAAAAUAAUGAAUAUCCAGUAGUAUUUAAGUGGCAGGGAAAUCCAAAUAACAAGUCAGUUUACAUAUCAGGAUCAUGGGAUAAUUGGGAGCGUAAAAUUCCAUUAGUUAGGAGUACCCAAGAUUUUACAACAAUAAUAAAUUUAAAUGAAGGAAGAUAUGAAUAUAAAUAUCUUGUUGAUGGUAAAUGGAUGACAGAUGAUAAGGUUAAAAAGACAACGAAUUCAAUUGGGACAGAUAAUAAUGUGCUUGAAAUUGUAGAGGAUGACUUUGAAGUAUUUCAGGCACUUAAUAAAGAUUAUGAAACAUCAAAUGCUGGAAAGACAAUGAAAAAGAUAGCUGCUAAUGAUAAUAAUGGACCAACUCGCCAACAAUCUCAUGAUACUCCAAAUGAUAGAGAAUUAGAAAAGUUAAAAGAUUUUACUCAAAUAAUACCAGAAAGAAAAUAUUUUCAAGAUCCAAGUUCAGCACCACCAGUUUUACCUCCACAUUUAUUACAGGUUAUCCUCAAUAAAGAUACCCAAAAUACGGCUGUUGACCCAAAUUUAUUACCAGAACCUAAUCAUGUUAUGUUAAAUCAUUUGUAUGCUCUUAGUAUCAGGGAUGGUGUUAUGGUUCUUAGUACCACACAUCGUUAUCGAAAGAAAUACAUCACGAGUCUCCUUUAUAAACCUAUAUAG
Strongyloides ratti is the source of this 897-nucleotide messenger RNA. RefSeq names its product Alicorn. Gene Ontology annotation, molecular function: protein kinase binding. Gene Ontology annotation, biological process: signal transduction. Bases 1 to 897 code for a protein of 298 amino acids. Lineage: Eukaryota; Metazoa; Nematoda; Chromadorea; Rhabditida; Strongyloididae. The record is from RefSeq and is a predicted model, not a curated record. The transcript is spliced from 2 exons. Gene Ontology annotation, cellular component: nucleus; nucleotide-activated protein kinase complex; cytoplasm.